GCGCAGGUGAGUCACAGCCCCAGUGGUUGAUUGAGCUCAAUUCGGGAGACACGUAACCAGGGCGACGCGGAGGGCAGCUGUGCGCUCGGGCUCGGGACCUGCUGACUGAAUGCCGCAUGGAAGUUAAAGAGGCUGCGCUGUGACACCUCGUAGGCAGAAUUACAGCCACCCAUCAUCGAGGACAAAACACCUCACACAAAGACGCUUUACAGACUUACCAAAAAAAAAAUAAAAAAAUGAAAGUGCAAGUGUGGCUACCUGUGACAAUAGUCGCGAUUGUCGCUUUGCUCGCACUCACGAAAAUACGGAAAAAGGAGCAGGACAAACAAGACAGACGGAACAGGUUUCAGGAUAUCAAGUUGCGGGUGACCCACGACGUGCUGGGAGAGAACCAGAACGAGAAGGCGGAGACGCAAAGCCGGCUGGAUAAGACCCAAAGUGACCACAAAGCGCUGGAGGAAGAAGUGAACAUGCACCAGACCAAAGCAGAUAAGGCGAAGGGUGAUCUGGACAUCUGCCAGGGAGGCCAGAAAUCUGCAAGAGAUGAGCUGGCAUCAUCAGAGACAGAAUUCAGUCAUCUACAAGCUGAAAUCAAUAAGGAGGCAGCCAGCUGGAAAACAGAAGUGGAAACACUGAAACAGCAACUUGAAGCACGGAGCGCAGUGUGUGACUUUUUGAAAAAAGAAUCACAAGCAGCAAGCAAUUUGUGUGGUGAUGAAGUGAAUGUGGAGGCACCUAAACAAGAGCAACCAAAGGCAGAGGCCCCAGAUCAAGAAGAGCCAAAGGCAGAGGCCCCUGAUCAAGAAGAGCCAAAGGCAGAGGCUCCUAAACAAGAAGAGCCAAAGGCAGAGGCUCCUAAACAAGAAGAGCCAAAGGCAGAGGCUCCUAAACAAGAAGAGCCAAAGGCAGAGGCUCCUAAACAAGAAGAGCCAAAGGCAGAGGCCCCUAAGAAGAGAUGAGGCCUGUGUUGUACAUCCCCUUUGCAACACGUCAUCUACUAAAGAAAUAAAAUUUCUGAUACGUAGCAACCAGAUUCCAUCACGUAGCUUUAGUGGGUCGAUGUCUAGUGUGAUAUAGUGAAGAGACUUAAGUAGGACUAUACUUACUUAAUAUUUGUUUUCAACCUGUUACAUAUUUUUAUGCAACAAAUUUAAGAAGAAUGAAGAUACAUUUUGGAGUAGGGCACGUGUUUUUGUUUUGUGUGUGUGUGUGUGUGUGGGGGGGGGUGCUUUGUAACAAACAGAUAUUUUGUGGUGGGUAGGUUCAAGAGAAAUCACUGACUAAAUGGAGUAGAGAUGUGAUGUAGGGGGACCCACAGGUUUCCACUGUAAAUUAACCUGAAGGAGGAAAACUUCACAGCUUCUCCUCUGCCACCUGCUCGGCUUCAUGUUGUCCGUCACCCAAUCACUCCCUCAACAGCAACAAUGCCUGUCUGUCAUAAUUCAGUUUGGAUUUAUGGCACAAAGAAAAUAAAUGAACUGACUUUUUUAAAAAAAAAAAAAAAAAGAAAGAUUAUAUGUAUACAGUAUCUUGUCAAUAAUGGACUCACUUUCAGUUUAAGUUGA
Messenger RNA from Xiphias gladius (swordfish), 1565 nucleotides. RefSeq lists its product as uncharacterized. The transcript has 4 exons. NCBI's taxonomy places the organism in Eukaryota, Metazoa, Chordata, Actinopteri, Istiophoriformes, Xiphiidae. The record is from RefSeq and is a predicted model, not a curated record. Bases 237 to 959 code for a protein of 240 amino acids.